Molecule: messenger RNA, 1210 nt
Organism: Dipodomys ordii (Ord's kangaroo rat)
Lineage: Eukaryota; Metazoa; Chordata; Mammalia; Rodentia; Heteromyidae
Product: N-acetyltransferase 8-like
Exons: 4
Coding region: 300-983 (227 amino acids)
Molecular function (GO): N-acetyltransferase activity
Source: RefSeq, a predicted model, not a curated record
GCGGGAGGAGGAGCCACGUGUCCGGGCACGCUGAGGAGCUGUCUGUGGGGAACUCUCACUUGUUUGCGCACGUCCUUAUCCUUGACCCAGAGACAAUCCCUGUGCAGUUCAGAAAGAAGACACAUUGGCAUUGUUGCUGUUGGCACCCAGCUCAGAAACUGAGUACUUGACACCUGGCUGCUGUGGAGUAGCCCCUGCUGCCUGCUCCCUAUUCCAGUUCAACAAGGCUACAGGAAGGUAUAUAGACAAAUCUACUAGCCUCUUUUGGACAUUGGGAUUUCCACCACAGACAUCUCCCCAUGGCUCCUUAUCACAUCCGCAAGUACCAGGAGAGCGACCGCAAAUGGGUCCUGACCUUGUUCUCCAGGGGCAUGGAGGAGCACAUCCCCACGACCUUCCGCCACUUGCUCAUGAUGCCUCAAACCCUCUUGCUCUUACUUGGGGGGCCUGUUGCUCUACUCCUGCUCUAUGGCUUAUGGAUCUUGGCCAUUGUGUAUAUCUUCACCCUGCUCCUUUUCCUAUGGUUCAUUGCUGGAUACCCCUGGAAGCAGUAUGUGGCCAUGUGUUGCCGCACAGACCUGGCUGACAUCACCAAGUCCUACCUGAGCUCCCGUGACUCCUGCUUCUGGGUGGCCGAGUGUGAAGGGCAGGUGGUGGGCAUGGUGAGUGUCCUGCCUGUCAAGGAUCCUCCCUUGGGGAAGAAGCAGUUACAGCUGUUUCGCAUGUCUGUGGCCUUGGAGCACCGGGGAAAGGGGAUAGCUAAAGCUCUGGUCAGGACUGUCCUCCAGUUUGCCCGGGACCAGAGCUGCAGUGAAGUUGUCCUUGAGACCUCAGUGUUUCAAUAUGGGGCCCUGGCUCUCUAUCAGAGAAUGGGCUUCCAGAAGACUAAAGAGUUUUAUGUAGACACAAUAACAAAGCUACUGAAUUUCCGUAUAAUUCGUUUUAUGUACUGUCUCCCUUCUAUUCAGGAAGCAGGGUUAUAAUCUUAGUUUUCAGUGUCAAGGUAAGAUUGGACUCUAAAAUAGUAACAAGCAAAUCUUGAGAUCUGAGUAGUACAAAUCAUUAAAGCUCAGAUUUUGUGUAUUUCAGAUUCUAAUCAUCUAGGUGGUGGGAUGGGGGCAUUGGGAAUUCCGUCCUUUUUUUUGAAGUGCUUCUGUUUCAUUUGUCUACCUGGUGGUAAUGUUGUAUUAAAAGCAAUAGAAAAAUGAUA